ACCUUACCCAGGGAAAUUGUGCCCGAAAAUGGUGAAAUGUUAUCGAUUCCACUCUACCAUGGGGAAGCGGACAUAAAAGCCUUAGUCGAUGCAAUCUUUGGACGGCACCCAACAACACCACCUCCGAGCGAACCAACAACGCCAGAAAAGCCAAAAAAGAACUGCUUGUUCAUCGGGGAUCUUUAUAAUUACCGGAACGACACUGAAUCUUACAGACGUGAGGCUGAGCUUUUAAAUAACGUUGGAUACGACGUCUUCGCGGAAACACCGAGUUCGCAUAUUGCCUUAUGGGCAUAUGGUUAUACAGAUUUUCCGCAAAUCGUCAAUGCUUCGCUAAAGGAUAUGAGCGAAAAUUACGAGGAGUUUGCGGCGCUUAUAGCCAAACUGGACUACGUUAACGUCAGCAAUGCGAUGUCCACAAAAAGCGCUAUUCAAGCAAUCAAUGAAAUGUAUGACAUGGAGAAGCGAUUGGACUGCUUGGUCUUUCUUACUGCUCAGUAA
This is a messenger RNA of Strongylus vulgaris, 501 nucleotides long. Lineage: Eukaryota; Metazoa; Nematoda; Chromadorea; Rhabditida; Strongylidae. The record is from the annotation of a GenBank genome assembly.